UCAAGGAAACACCAAUAUUUCAUCACUACUCAUCAAGUGUAAAGGCAUAUAUAGGAUAAAGAAAAGUAAUGUUAUUUAGGCAAUAUAUAUAGGAAGUGAUGGCAAACAGGUUGUGCAUAGUUAUUCUUUGUCUUGCUUUAGUAGUGGUUCAUGCCACAGCAGCAAGAGACAUGCCAAGUGACAAUGGUCUUUAUGACCAAAAGAAUGUUUUCGUUGGCGCUGGUGGUAUCGGUGGCAUUGGCAGCAAUGGCUUGCCUUUUGGUGGAGUUGUUAGCGGAGUAGGUGGGAAUGUUGGUGGAUUUGGUGGUGGAAUUGGUGGUGGAGCUGGAUUUGGUGGAGGAAUGGGGGGUGGUGGACUAGGAGGACUAGGUGGUAUUGGUGGCGGUGUUGGCGGUGGUGGUGCUGCAGGAAGUCUUCCACUUCCAUGAAGACAUGUUUUAUUCUUAUAUUUAUUAGUUAAGUUUGUUUCAUGCAUGUUUGAUCAUGGUUAAGUUUGCUAACUAACUAGUGUGAGAAAAGAGUGAUUUUUUUCUUCUUAUUUUUCGUUGUUGAUGUUUGGUUUUAUCCAUAUUGUAAUGUUACAUGAUUUUUCCCAUGUUCAAUGAAAUGUAAUCUUUGUGAAAAAA
Molecule: messenger RNA, 626 nt
Organism: Solanum pennellii
Lineage: Eukaryota; Viridiplantae; Streptophyta; Magnoliopsida; Solanales; Solanaceae
Product: glycine-rich protein 5-like
Exons: 1
Coding region: 99-428 (109 amino acids)
Source: RefSeq, a predicted model, not a curated record